AUGAGUGUGCUGCAGCUGUACAUGUCCUAUCCCGUGUGUGUGCCCGACGUUGUCUGGCUGGUGGCGCUGCUCGUGUUGGUUUACGGGCUGCUGUACGGCGGGGAGAGGCGGCGAGGACUGGUCCUCCCGCCCGGCCCCACCCCGCUGCCGAUCCUCGGGAACCUGCUGCACAUGGCCGGCGCCGACCCGCACAUCAGGAUGACUGAGAUGGCGAGGAAGUUCGGCGACGUCUAUCAGGUGUGGCUUGGCAUGGAGAAAGUCGUCGUCAUCAGUGACAUUGACCUUGCUAAGGAGGCCCUGGUGAAGAGCGGGGACGACUUUGCGGGCCGCGCCCCCCUCCCCACCACCGACCUCCUGUCCAACAGCGGCAUGGGCAUCGCCUUCGCGGACUACGGCAGGGGCUGGAGGAUCCACAAGAAACUCACGCACAACGCGCUAAAGAUGUUCGGUAACGGAAUGCAGCAGCUGGAGAGCAGGAUAUCUCAGGAAGCGGACUGGCUGUGUUCCCACCUCGGCGCCUCUGCAGGACAACCCCUGGAUCCGUACACGGGCCUGAACGUCGUGAUAGGUAACAUCAUCAGCAGUCUGUGCCUGGGGAAGCGGUACGAGCCGGACGACCCGGAGUUCAGGACCAUCGUGCACUACAACGAAGGGCUGGUGGAUACAGUGGGCAAGGACGGGCUCAUUGAUGUCUUCCCUCUGUUAGCAAAACUUCCGAACGCCACGGUGAGGAAGAUGAAGGAGUGCCUGGAGCUGAGGAAUAAAGUCCUGUCUAAAAACAUCGAAGAACAUCGGGCGACCUACCAGGCCGGGAAGCUGCGUGACUUGAUUGACACGCUGCUGAAGGCUCAGGCUGAGGCGGUGAUGGUGGGCGGACACCGGGCGCUCCGGCACCUGAGCGACGAGCACAUCCUCAUCACCGUUAACGACGUGUUCGGGGGAGGCAUGGAGACGGCCACAACCACGAUGAGAUGGAUCCUGCUGUUUCUUGUGCACUAUCCUGAGGUCCAGGACCGUAUCCAGCGGGAGAUGCAGCGGGCCCUGUGCGCGAACGACCCUGUCCGUCUGUGUGACCGGGAGCGGCUGCCGUACCUGGAGGCCACCAUCAGAGAGGUGCUCCGGAUGAGACCCGUGGCGCCGCUCGCCAUUCCCCACAAAACCAUCAGGGACACUUCGGUCGGAGACUACGACGUUCCCCAGGGAACCCGUGUGAUGUUUAACCUGUGGGCGAUUCACCAUGACGAGCGGCACUGGACAGACCCGGCAACUUUCAACCCUGACCGUUUCCUGGACGGUAAGACAGGUCAGCUGACGGAAAUUUGCCGCGGCGGCAGCUUCCUGCCGUUCCUGGCCGGCUGUCGCGGCUGUCUGGGGGAGUCCAUGGCCAAGGCCGAGCUGUUCCUCUUCACGGCGCGGAUCCUCAGGGACUUCCGCCUGGAGCUGCCGCACGGGGUUUCCCCGCCAAGUCUGCAGGGGCGAUAUGGCGUCGUCAUGGCUCCGGACAGAUACAGGAUAUGCUUCAGACCACGGGAAGAACAAAUAUAG
This is a messenger RNA of Branchiostoma belcheri (Belcher's lancelet), 1545 nucleotides long. RefSeq names its product steroid 17-alpha-hydroxylase/17,20 lyase-like. The record is from RefSeq and is a predicted model, not a curated record. The transcript is spliced from 10 exons. NCBI's taxonomy places the organism in Eukaryota, Metazoa, Chordata, Leptocardii, Amphioxiformes, Branchiostomatidae. Bases 1 to 1545 code for a protein of 514 amino acids. Gene Ontology annotation, molecular function: heme binding; iron ion binding; steroid 17-alpha-monooxygenase activity. Gene Ontology annotation, biological process: hormone biosynthetic process; progesterone metabolic process.